This is a messenger RNA of Crotalus tigris (Tiger rattlesnake), 3087 nucleotides long. RefSeq names its product eomesodermin (gene EOMES). The coding region runs from base 200 to 2239 and encodes 679 amino acids. Gene Ontology annotation, biological process: positive regulation of DNA-templated transcription; CD8-positive, alpha-beta T cell differentiation involved in immune response; endodermal cell fate specification. NCBI's taxonomy places the organism in Eukaryota, Metazoa, Chordata, Lepidosauria, Squamata, Viperidae. Gene Ontology annotation, molecular function: DNA-binding transcription factor activity, RNA polymerase II-specific; RNA polymerase II cis-regulatory region sequence-specific DNA binding. Gene Ontology annotation, cellular component: nucleus. The transcript has 6 exons. The record is from RefSeq and is a predicted model, not a curated record.
AAGGGACGGGGGCGGUUGGUGGCUUUCAAUAGGUCGCCACAGAGGGCGGCUAACGACCUUUUCUCUUUCUUUAAGACGUCUGGGAAACGUAGACCUCGGGAGGGGUGAGGUGCGCGCUGUUUGCGGCUCUCGUUAGAGCUGUUCUUCGAGCAUUAAGGGGCACUUCUGGGCGGAGGCAAGGGCAGAAUCUCCUGGCGAGAUGCAACUGGGGGAGCAACUCCUAGGCGGUUCUGCUAAUCUGCCGGGCGCUCCGUUUUAUCCGCUGGAAGCCGCGGGCGGGAGAGCCGGCGGUACCACGCGACAUCUCAACACUGGGUCGCCGCCGCGCCUGGACUUGGAGAAGGGGCCGAAAAAGUUCGGAGGCGCUUCUGGGCCGGCAGCGAGCCUGUUAGGUGAGGCCGAGGCGGCGGGCGAGACACCGCCCUUCGUCACUGCCGGACAGAUGCCAUCCAAAGCGGCGGCCGAGGUCGCGGAUGGCGGGCGUAAGAGCUCUCCGUGUCCAACUGAGGAAGACGUGUUGCCGCCGCCACCACCACCACCACCACCACCCCCGCCUGCGCGCUACGGUCUAGAUAGCCUGAGUCCUGAGCGGUACUACCUGCAAUCUCCCGGCCCGCAAGCUAGUGCCGAGCUGGGCAGUCCGUGCUCGCUUUUUCCGUACUCUGGGGCUGCUGGGAACUCGCAGUCCGGCUCCAUUUACCAGGCGCCCAGUGGAGCGCGCUAUCCCUACGGUUCUGUGCUGACGCCGCCGGGCAGCUUUUCGACGGCAGCGGUUAGGACGCCCUUCGCUGCAGCUGCGAGCACGUAUCAAUAUGGCCAAGGCGCACCUCCCGGUGGCCUCUAUAAUCCCUAUCCGGCGGCGGGGGGCUCCUGCGGCGGCCUAGGGGGACUGGCGAUGCCCGGCGGGGCAGGGGGGCUCCGGGCCCAGGUUUUCCUCUGCAAUCGGCCGCUCUGGCUGAAGUUCCACCGACAUCAAACCGAGAUGAUCAUAACCAAACAGGGCAGGCGGAUGUUUCCUUUCCUGAGUUUCAACAUAACAGGCCUCAAUCCUACUGCCCAUUACAACGUUUUUGUGGAAGUAGUGCUUGCAGAUCCUAAUCAUUGGCGCUUCCAGGGAGGAAAAUGGGUGACAUGUGGCAAAGCUGAUAAUAAUAUGCAAGGCAAUAAGGUUUACGUUCAUCCUGAAUCUCCCAAUACUGGAGCCCACUGGAUGAGACAGGAAAUCUCUUUUGGAAAACUCAAACUUACUAACAACAAAGGGGCUAAUAAUAAUAAUACUCAGAUGAUUGUUCUACAGUCCCUGCACAAAUAUCAGCCUCGUCUCCAUAUUGUGGAAGUGACAGAAGAUGGUGUUGAAGAUAUGAAUGACUCUACUAAAACACAAACUUUCAACUUUCCUGAAACACAGUUCAUAGCUGUUACUGCAUAUCAGAACACUGAUAUCACACAGCUUAAAAUUGAUCAUAACCCUUUUGCAAAAGGUUUCAGGGACAACUAUGAUUCCAUGUACACAGCUUCAGAAAAUGACAGAUUAACUCCAUCUCCUACGGAUUCUCCUAGAUCCCACCAGAUUGUCCCAGGAGCCCGGUACAGUGUACAGCCCUUCUUCCAGGAACAAUUUGUCAACAACCUCCCACCAGCUAGAUUCUAUAAUGGUGAAAGAGCUGUACCACAGACAAAUGGCCUCCUCUCUCCGCAGCAAACUGAAGAGGUGACUAAUCCACCCCAGAGAUGGUUUGUCACUCCGGUCCAACAGUCUGGGGCCAACAAACUGGACAUGAAUUCCUAUGAAAGUGAUUACUCUCCAAGUAGCUUACUCUCUUAUGGUAUCAAAUCCCUUCCCAUUCAGCCAUCCCAUGCAUUGGGGUAUUAUCCAGAUCCAACCUUUUCUUCUGUGGCUGGAUGGGGAAGUCGAGGCUCUUACCCAAGGAAAAUGUCUACCGGUUUACCUUGGACCUCAAGAACAAGCCCUCCGGGUUUCUCCGAAGACCUCCUUUCAAAAGAAAAAGUGAAAGAAGAAAUGGGGUCAUCUUGGAUUGAGACACCUCCAUCCAUAAAAUCUCUAGAUUCAAAUGAUUCUGGAGUUUAUAGUGGUGCUUGUAAAAGGCGGCGAUUGUCCCCAAACAGCUCCAGCAAUGAAAACUCUCCAACAAUGAAAUGUGAGGAUAUGAAUGCUGAGGAUUAUGGCAAAGAUGUUUCUAAAGGCAUGGGCUACUAUGCUUUUUAUACCAGUUCUUAAGUGUUUCGAGUCCUGGUGUCCCAACAUUUGACUAACUGUACAUGUUCAGUGGUGGUGCUGAGAUCCCUUGGUGAGGAACCUUUGGUAUCGUCACCUUUUGAAAUGGUCUUGUGCAAUUCUAUAGAAUGUGCCAAAGUUUUUGUCUGACUUCCACAGAAAAAAAAAUGGAAGAAACAAAAUAGCACUAAAAAAAAAAAUUAGUCUCUUCUGCUCAUUCCCAAGGUUUAAGGGAAAAUGCUUAAGUGGUAUUCUAAGAUUAAAUUAGCUUUUCCUUUGGAAUGGUUAGAAAGGGAGGGGGUAAAUAAUACAUAUCCACAUUUUAAUUAAUGGUUAUGUUUUAUGCAUUGCCAAUCAAUUUUAAAAAAGGAAAUUCUAAAUUUCCUUUAGAAAUCUCUGUCAAAAAGGAGUCUAAAUUGGAUCUGUUUUUGCUCACUAUCUGAAAAAUAAUCAAAGGCUUUUCCUUUAGAGCAAUUUUUCAUGACAUAUGCAAGAACAAAAGUUUUAGUUUAGCAAUUAAAACUUUUUUUUUUUUGGACCAGGGACUUUUGAUCUCAUGGCAGUGAAAUAUUACUACAAAAAUAGCAAAUAAUGAUUCCAUAUAACAUGUACAGCUCUGUGUCUAGGCAUAAUUGUAGGCUAUGGCAAAAUACUCAAUUUACUUCUAGUUAGGACUGCAGUUGAAGAGGAUAUGCUGGGAGUUCUUCAUUUAAGCAAAUUCUAAAUUGAAAGUGGGCACUAAAGCUGUGAGUAUGUCAAAAUGUCUAUUUAUUGGUAGGUAGUGAGUGUAUUUUUUCAAUUGUUUUAUAUGGAAAGUGUUGUGCCUCUUGUUUUCACAGUCUAUAAAUAGU